Molecule: messenger RNA, 327 nt
Organism: Caenorhabditis remanei
Lineage: Eukaryota; Metazoa; Nematoda; Chromadorea; Rhabditida; Rhabditidae
Exons: 2
Coding region: 1-327 (108 amino acids)
Source: RefSeq, a predicted model, not a curated record
AUGCUCUCCGGUCCGAUUGACUAUCGUUACACUGAAAGUUCGAUGCAACUGAUUAAGAAUGGCUAUCUGGACCCAGCAAAUUUAAAUAAGCAGACAUUCCAGCAUGACCAACAUCUUCAUAUCAAAAUGAUCAAUUACACUGGAUUGGCAAAAGUCGACCCAUUUGUCUCUGGUUUGUUUGAUUGUCACGUCGAAUUCCCGCGAAAGUUGAUUGCAGAUCAUGGACUCUACAUCGUUGAAGGUGUCGGCCAGCCCGCCUCUGAUAAUAUUCUGAAACGGAUGUACUUUGAACCAGACGGUAUUGGAGAGUACAUUGUGAUCGCAUAA